Globicephala melas (long-finned pilot whale) is the source of this 4659-nucleotide messenger RNA. NCBI's taxonomy places the organism in Eukaryota, Metazoa, Chordata, Mammalia, Artiodactyla, Delphinidae. The record is from RefSeq and is a predicted model, not a curated record.
AUGUCUGUCCAAGCAGUCGCUUUGGAGCACGUUAUUUUGACAUUUGAGGCUGCAUCUUUGGAACCUGCCUUUCCUCCUAGCUGGGGCCACAUUCAGGCAUAUCUCAGUGAUGCUGCCACGCCCCAGUCCACACUCCUGCCAGGCUGGUGGACGCCCACAGCUCCUACCGAAGGAACUGAAUCAGGAUUGGCCCUGAGGCUGGUGAAUGGAGGUGACAGGUGUGAAGGCCGGGUCGAGGUCCUGUACCGAGGCUCCUGGGGCACAGUGUGUGAUGACAGCUGGGACACCAACGACGCCAACGUGGUCUGCAGGCAGCUGGGCUGUGGCUGGGCCACGUCGGCCCCUGGAAGUGCCCGGUACGGUCAGGGCUCAGGGCCGAUCGUCCUGGACGAUGUGCGCUGCGUGGGGCACGAGAGCUACCUGUGGAGCUGCCCUCACAAUGGCUGGAACACACACAACUGUGGACACGGCGAGGACGCCGGUGUCGUCUGCUCAGGUGCCAGGCCCCAGUCCACGCUCCUGCCAGGCUGGUGGACGCCCACAGCUCCUACCGAAGGAACUGAAUCAGGAUUGGCCCUGAGGCUGGUGAAUGGAGGUGACAGGUGUGAAGGCCGGGUCGAGGUCCUGUACCGAGGCUCCUGGGGCACAGUGUGUGAUGACAGCUGGGACACCAACGACGCCAACGUGGUCUGCAGGCAGCUGGGCUGUGGCUGGGCCACGUCGGCCCCUGGAAGUGCCCGGUACGGUCAGGGCUCAGGGCCGAUCGUCCUGGACGAUGUGCGCUGCGUGGGGCACGAGAGCUACCUGUGGAGCUGCCCUCACAAUGGCUGGAACACACACAACUGUGGACACGGCGAGGACGCCGGUGUCGUCUGCUCAGGUGCCAGGCCCCAGUCCACGCUCCUGCCAGGCUCGGGGACGCCCACAGCUCCUGCCAAUGGAACUGAAUCAGGAUUGGCCCUGAGGCUGGUGAAUGGAGGUGACAGGUGUGAAGGCCGGGUCGAGGUCCUGUACCGAGGCUCCUGGGGCACAGUGUGUGAUGACAGCUGGGACACCAACGACGCCGACGUGGUCUGCAGGCAGCUGGGCUGUGGCUGGGCCACGUCGGCCCCUGGAAGUGCCCGGUACGGUCAGGGCUCAGGGCCGAUCGUCCUGGACGAUGUGCGCUGCGUGGGGCACGAGAGCUACCUGUGGAGCUGCCCUCACAAUGGCUGGAACACACACAACUGUGGACACGGCGAGGACGCCGGUGUCGUCUGCUCAGCUGCCACGCCCCAGUCCACGCUCUUGCCAGGCUGGUGGACGCCCACAGCUCCUACCGAAGGAACUGAAUCAGGAUUGGCCCUGAGGCUGGUGAAUGGAGGUGACAGGUGUGAGGGCCGGGUCGAGGUCCUGUACCGAGGCUCCUGGGGCACCGUGUGUGAUGACAGCUGGGACACCAACGACGCCGACGUGGUCUGCAGGCAGCUGGGCUGUGGCUGGGCCACGUCGGCCCCUGGAAGUGCCCGGUAUGGUCAGGGCUCAGGGCCGAUCGUCCUAGACGAUGUUCGCUGCAUGGGGCACGAGAGCUACCUGUGGAGCUGCCCUCACAAUGGCUGGAACACACACAACUGUGGACACGGCGAGGACGCCGGUGUCGUCUGCUCAGGUGCCAGGCCCCAGUCCACGCGCCUGCCAGGCUGGUGGACGCCCACAGCUCCUGCCAAUGGAACUGAAUCAGGAUUGGCCCUGAGGCUGGUGAAUGGAGGUGACAGGUGUGAGGGCCGGGUCGAGGUCCUGUACCGAGGCUCCUGGGGCACCGUGUGUGAUGACAGCUGGGACACCAACGACGCCGACGUGGUCUGCAGGCAGCUGGGCUGUGGCUGGGCCACGUCGGCCCCUGGAAGUGCCCGGUAUGGUCAGGGCUCAGGGCCGAUCGUCCUAGACGAUGUUCGCUGCAUGGGGCACGAGAGCUACCUGUGGAGCUGCCCUCACAAUGGCUGGAACACACACAACUGUGGACACGGCGAGGACGCCGGUGUCGUCUGCUCAGGUGCCAGGCCCCAGUCCACGCGCCUGCCAGAGCUUUGGGAGAGUGCAUUUUCCCGUGUCCUUCCAGGAACUGAAUCAGGAUUGGCCCUGAGGCUGGUGAAUGGAGGUGACAGGUGUGAGGGCCGGGUCGAGGUCCUGUACCGAGGCUCCUGGGGCACCGUGUGUGAUGACAGCUGGGACACCAACGACGCCGACGUGGUCUGCAGGCAGCUGGGCUGUGGCUGGGCCACGUCGGCCCCUGGAAGUGCCCGGUAUGGUCAGGGCUCAGGGCCGAUCGUCCUAGACGAUGUUCGCUGCAUGGGGCACGAGAGCUACCUGUGGAGCUGCCCUCACAAUGGCUGGAACACACACAACUGUGGACAUGGCGAGGACGCCGGUGUCGUCUGCUCAGAGGCUAGUUCUGUCCCGAGUGUCUCCCCAGAGCUUUGGGUGACAGGGAGGCCUGAGAGUGCAUUUUCCCGUCUCCUUCCAGGAACUGAAUCAGGAUUGGCCCUGAGGCUGGUGAAUGGAAGCGACAGGUGUCAGGGCCGGGUGGAGGUCCUGUACCGAGGCUCCUGGGGCACCGUGUGUGAUGACAGCUGGGACACCAACGACGGCAACGUGGUUUGCAGGCAGCUGGGCUGUGGCUGGGCCAUGUCGGCCCCAGGAAGUGCCCGGUACGGUCAGGGCUCAGGGCCGAUCGUCCUGGACGACGUGGGCUGCUCGGGGCAUGAGAGCUACUUGUGGAGCUGCCCUCACAACCCCUGGAACACACACAACUGUAGACACAGUGAGGACGCCAGUGUCGUCUGCGCAGGUUGGUCUCAAAGUGCCAGGCCCCAGUCCACGCGCCUGCCAGGCUGGUGGACGCCCACAGCUCCUACUGAAGGAACUGAAUCAGGAUUGGCCCUGAGGCUAGUGAAUGGAGGUGACAGGUGUGAAGGCCGGGUCGAGGUCCUGUACCGAGGCUCCUGGGGCACCGUGUGUGAUGACAGCUGGGACACCAACGACGCCGACGUGGUCUGCAGGCAGCUGGGCUGUGGCUGGGCCACGUCGGCCCCUGGAAGUGCCCGGUACGGUCAGGGCUCAGGGCCGAUCGUCCUGGAUAACGUGGGCUGCUCGGGGCACGAGAGCUACCUGUGGAGCUGCCCUCACAAUGGCUGGAACACACACAACUGUGGACACAGCGAGGACGCCGGUGUCGUCUGCUCAGGUUGGUCUCACAUAAGCUGGGUGUCCCUCUCUGGGGGCCCAGAAAUCUACUCUACUACCACAGCAAAUUAUUCCUGUGGAGGCUUCCUGUCCCAACCUUCAGGGAGCUUUUCCAGCCCAUUCUACCCUGGGAAGUAUCCGAACAAUGCCAAGUGCGUGUGGGACAUCGAAGUUCAGAACAACUACCGUGUGACUCUGGUCUUCAGAGACGUCCAGCUUGAAGGCGGCUGUAACUAUGAUUAUAUUGAAGUGUUCGACGGCCCUUACCACAGCUCCCCUCUGCUCGCCCGGGUUUGUGAUGGGGCAAGGGGCUCCUUCACCUCGUCAUCCAACUUCAUGUCCAUUCGCUUCAUCAGCGACGGCAGCGUCAAGAUGAGAGGGUUCCAGGCUGAAUACUACUCCAGCCUUUCCCCUGGGAGCACAAAGCUGCUUUGCCUGCAGAAUCACAUGCGAGCCAGUGUGAGCGUGGGCUACCUCCAGUCCCUGGGCUACUCUGCCAGGGACCUUGUCAUUCCCGGCUGGAACAGGAACUACCGGUGUCGGCCCCAGAUUACUUCGAGCCAGGUGACCUUCACAGUUCCCUACUCUGGCUGUGGCACCAUCGAGCAGGUGGAUAAUGACACCAUCACCUACUCCAACUCCCUCAAAGCAGCUGUUUCGCGUGGCAUCAUCAAGAGGAGGAAGGACCUCAACAUUUACGUCAGCUGCAAAAUGCUCCAGAACACCUGGGUUAACACGAUGUACAUUGCUAAUGACACCCUCGAGGUCAAGAACAUACAAUACAGCAAUUUUGACAUGAACAUUUCCUUUUAUACAUCCUCUUCAUUCUUAUAUCCCGUGACCAGCAGCCCAUACUAUGUGGACCUGAACCAGGAUUUGUACCUUCAGGCUGAAAUCCUCCAUUCUAACGCCUCCCUGGCCUUAUUUGUGGACACCUGUGUGGCGUCACCAUCUCGCGAUGACUUUACAUCUUUGACUUAUGAUCUCAUCCGGAGUGGGUGUGUGAAGGAUGAAACCUAUCGAUCCUACCACCAGCCCUCACCCAACGUCCUCCGCUUCAAGUUCAAUUCCUUCCACUUCCUGAGCCGCUUCCCCUCCGUGUACCUGAAGUGCAAGAUGGUCGUGUGCAGGGCAUACGAUGCCUCAUCCCGCUGCAGCAGAGGCUGCAUCGUGAGGGCCAAGAGGGGCGUGGGCUCCUACCAGGAGAAGGUGGAUGUCGCCCUGGGACCCAUCCAGCUGCAGGUCCCGCAUGCUGAGAAGAGGAGCCUGGACCGGACAGAGGUUAACCUGGAAGAGGAGGCCAGCGCCCAGGGGAGCUACCACAGCACCACCAUCCUUGCUGGGGUCUUCCUGGUCGUGCUCUUGGCUGUAGCAGCCUUCACAUUGGGGAGGAGCACCCGUGCUGCCCAUGGCCAGCGUCUGAGCUCUAGGAUGUGA